This is a messenger RNA of Medicago truncatula (barrel medic), 531 nucleotides long. Its product is annotated as eukaryotic translation initiation factor 3 subunit G. Lineage: Eukaryota; Viridiplantae; Streptophyta; Magnoliopsida; Fabales; Fabaceae. Gene Ontology annotation, molecular function: mRNA binding. Bases 1 to 531 code for a protein of 176 amino acids. The record is from RefSeq and is a predicted model, not a curated record. Gene Ontology annotation, cellular component: nucleus. The transcript has 2 exons.
AUGGCAGCAAUUGAGAUGAAAACGAUGAAGUCACGGUGUGGAGACGUCGGCACUACGAUCUCCUCUGUUCGCGAUCCCUCAUGGUGGUUUGCACAUGACAGUUUCGGCAAUGAGCUUGAGUUUCCAUUACCUUGUCCAACACGUUGUUGUCAUACUGUUUAUCAUCCAGUUAUUCGUGUUGAUUAUACACCUCCGAUUGCGGGUAUGUUUGUACCUCCAUACCUGAAGGCUUUUGUGAAAGAGAUGACUACUCUGUCCUCCGAUGACAAGAACAAGAAUUCUUUUCUGGUAGUAGGAGGCAACCUCCCACCCGAGACAAGGAACCAUGAUUUGCUUCAACUUUUCCAGCCUUUUGGUCAUGUCAUCGGUGCCGAUAUUGCUAUUGCUCAACACACUGGCCUUAGUGGCCGUUUUGCCUUUGUUAACUUUGCCACCAAGGAAGCUGCUCAGAGUGCUAUUGAAAGACUCAAUGGGAUCGACUACCACAAUUUCAUCCUUAGAGUUGAAUGGUCCACCCCAACAACAACCUAA